CUGACCGCUGGAGGGGACUUUCGGACUUUAUUAUGAACUGAAACAGUGUUUUUAGUGUUAUUGUUAUUGUUAUUGUUAUUGUUAUAGUUACUGUUGUUCUAAACUCGCUGCGGGAGAAACCGAGAGCAUGUCAGAGAGCAUCGUGAGGAAGAUCCAGCCUUUCACCAUCGGGACUAAACUCUCCGCGCCGGCCGGACACGACUACCGGACUCUGGACAGCUGCGCGCUCCAGCGCCGUCUGACCGGGCAGGUGUCUCCGGGCCUCGUGCGCGCCACUGACACGCGCGCACCUGGCGGCGACCCUCCGGACAGGCUUGGCGAGCAGGAGAUGGACCGCCUGAACAGAAACGAGACCCCCGCGACCACCAACACCACAACCACGACCGCUCCGUCCUCCAGAUCCAUCCGCAAGAUCACCAUCUGCAGCGGGCUGGAGAGCCGCAGGACAGCGGCGCACAUCAGCGCGAGCUCCGAAAACAUCAACAACAACAACAACAUCAUCACACAGCUGCCCAGGAUAGUGGGGGUCAGCUGUGAGAACGAGCCUCACUCACAUUUCAAGGUUUUGCUGCGUAAAGACUCAGACGAUGAGCAGCGCAGCAGCAGCGAGAGGACGAACGGAUUUCUACUCAACGGGGAGAAUCGCUCAGAGAUCCAGCAGACGCCAGCGUUCAAAUCUCGAUCACCCAAAAGGGACCUGGUGAAGGGAAACAGCCCACCCUGCAGUCACAGAGAGAUCUCCAUGGUGUCGAAGGUGUUGUCGGUUCAGAAGGACUGUUUCACUCAGCAAAACGCACUCUUCAGCAAGGAGAUAUCUCAGGCCGAGGCCUGGAUCCAAGGGAAGCUGAAGAAUCUCCGAGAUGGCGGUAAUAUGCAGAGAUGCUCCUUGGCUGAUUGGGAGGAAGUAUCUCAGACUCUCCAGAGAGACCUGAAGGACUUUGAGAACACGCUCAUUCAGCUUAACCAGAUGGGGGAGCAGUUGAUGUGUAAGCUGAACCCGACCUCUGACCUGGUGAAGAUGCAGCUGGGUCAGCUCAGAGACCAGUGGAGCACGCUUAAACAGACCGCCGCCACUCAAACCAGAGCAAUGGGCGGAGCUCAGAGUCUGCAGGAGUUCAACAGGAAGGUGGAUCAGCUGGAGAUGUGGAUCAAACGGAAGGAAGAGGAGCAGUCGCUGGCCAGCCUCUUAGGGGAAAACAUGGACAAGCUGCAGCUGACGCGGAGGAUACUAGAUUUGAAACAGGAUGAGCAGCUGUAUAGAAACCUUCACGAGGAGAUCAACCAUCUGGCCCUCAAACUGGAGAAGCAGGCGAAGGGCGAGGGCAAGAGCAUCUCCACCAGGAGGAAACACAUUAAUAAAAUGUGGCUGAAAGUUCAGUCCCACUUGAAAGACUGUCGGGAAAAUCUACAGCUGGCUUUGGAAGUCUCCUCCUUCUACCAGCAGGCUGAUAACAUCAUCUGUUCCAUCAACAACAUGAGAAAAGGCCUCUCCGUAACCGACAGAGCUGGAGAAAGUGGAGACGGAGAGAUUCGGGAUAUUGCCAGUCAAAUUAUGGUUCUGGAUGUAACAGUAUCCCAGCUUUCUAACCUGCACCCUGCUCUGGCUACCAGAGUGUCCCAGAAGCAGGCCGAGGUGAAGGACAGCUGGCUCCUGCUCCAGAGUGCUAUCAGGAAUGAGAAGGCCGUCCAGUCGCACUCAGCCACCAGGGAAGACGCCGACCUCCCGACCUCAAAUGGAGAACCGCUCAAAAGCGUGGGAACAGACCCGCACAGAAUCAUGGGAAAGGAGGUGAAGGAAGAGCAAAACCGAUUGAAAGAGAUUACGGGUGGUCAACACUCUGACAAUGGCAGGAAGUCCCCAGACAGCCAGCAGGAACCUCAGCCAAACCCGGCGGAGAGCCUGGGGUACGUGUGUGCCAGCGAUGCCAGUUCCAGGUUCCAGACGCAGGGCAAAAGUGGAUCUCCGCCGAAGUCCAGCAGCCACCCACAGCUCCAUGUGCAGCUCCAGAAAUUCACUGUGUCUGCAGACAAGACUCUCUCCUGGCUCAAAGACAGCGUCACCAUGGCAACACAUGUCUGCAGCGGUGUAGGAGGGCCAGGCAGCUACGAGAUAGCCAAGAGGUACCAAGCGUCUCUGGAACAGGAUAUCCUGUCCAACAAAGCCCGCAUAGAGCUGGUCAAGAAGGAGGGUCACAGCCUGGUCCGAGCUCAGCACCCCGGCAGUGCCAAGAUCCAGGAGUUCCUCAGCCAGCUGGAGGUUCUGUGGGAGGAGCUCAAAAGACGCCACCAGAAGAACGCGGUGGUCCUGCAGGCCUCGGAGGAGCUCAACUACAGGGCAGUCAGGGUGCUGCAGGCGCUGGGCAGUCUGGAGGCCUGGCUGGAGGCUGCAGAGCUGUCCAUCAAGCAGGCGUCUUUGGCAGGAGACCCAGAGUCGGUGAGUGUGGCCGAGCGAGAGAGCUGUCUGCUGGAGAGAGAGCUGGAAACACGCAGCCUGGAGCUUCACAACCUCAAGCAGGAGGUGGAGGCCCUCUGCAGCCAGAGACACCUCCGCACCCAGCUGCUCCCCACGCGCAUGGAGGAGGUGGAGAAGAAGUUCAGCAGCGUACAGACGGCGCUGACGCAGCAGAGCUCUGAGCUGAAGGACACGCGCAUGCUGACCGAGUUUCUAGAGCGAGUGGAGCUGGAGGAGAGUCACUACGGAACCCUGGGGCAGCCUCUGAAAAGCGAUCUGGACUGUGACCCGUCGCUGCUGCCGCUGGAGGGGAGCAGACGCAGCCGGCCUGUGAUGGAGAGUCUGGGAGACCCUGUGGAGGAGCUGAGGGAGGCUGUGGAGAUGCUCAAUGACACGGCGAGAGAAAGAGGACGCUCUCAGUCACAUGACCACAGCAUUCAGGAGCUCCACAGCAGACAUUCCACUGUGGCGGCGCAGGUGGAGCAGUGUCUCCAGCGCUGCGCAGAGCUGACCGUAGACGUGCUGGAGAUGGAGAGAGAGAUGGCCGUCCGGUGUGAGCCAGAGCGCUGCGGUCUGGACGGCCUGCAGGAGCAACAGGACCAGCUGGAGACUGACUAUGAGGCCUUGAAGGAGGAGGUGAAGGCCAUGGAGAGUCUGUCCACUCAUCUGGCAGCCCUGUGUCCAGAGAGAGUGCGGGCACUGAGGAGUGAGGUUCAGGCCAGCCUGCUAGCCUGGGAAGAUCUGAGCAAGAGCAUGGCUGAAAACCGGAGCCGACUGCUGCAGUUCGGCCGCCUUCGCCACUUCUUCAGGAACUACUUGGCGGUGAUAUCUUGGACAGAGGACACCCGUUCACGCAUAUUCUCCGAGAGCGCUCUGCGUCAGGGCCGAGAGAGCCAGGCCUCCAUGGUUGAGCUUCUGGACCAGCAAAUAGAGCAGAAGUUCCAGGAGUUUGAUCUGCUUGCAGCUGCAGGGAAGAAGCUGCUCAGUGAGGAUCACCACUUGGCCAAGAUGAUCAAAGAGAGGAUGGAGGAGCUCAGAAGCAUGCUGGGAUGGAUCCUUGUCCACUGGAGAGCCCAGAAGGACCAGUGGCUGAACAGGAAGAGAGCAGAGGAACCGCACAACGAUGCCAUUUACUCCGAGGCCACGGUCUGCUCUCUUGUUCCACAGCCCGAGUCAGAAACUUCUACUGAAGACCAACAGAUGAGGACAGAAGGCUCUGCCACUGCUCCCCACGGUGGUCUGGAAGACGGAUAUGAGGUGAUGAAAAGCGUCAGUCCUAAAAGCAGCGAGACCCGGAGAGCCUUGGAAGAAUGUGAUUCACCUUACCUGCUGCUGAAAGAACCCAGCGCUCCUUCACUCGGAGGGACAGUCAACCUCAUCCUCAGCUUCAAUAACUCAGGGGACAGUCAGCUGCAGGUACAGGAGCCGGACCACGAGAAGGUUGGGGAGCUCUCAGAGGCCGUGCACAGGCCUGCCGAGCCUCACUAUUCUGUCUGUAAAAGCUUUUGGAAACGCUGCCAGGGUCUUUUUGGUAGUUUAAAGCGAAAGAAAAAGGUUUAUCAACAAAGUGCUGAAGAGGUAAGUACGUACUUGCAUGUUAAGGACGCCAUCCAGUCAGUAGCCCCCGUGUACGAGAGUAUGACACUGCCUCCACCUCACGGCACGGUGCACAGCCCUGCCUCCUUCUCUCCUCGUGCCUCCUGGCGCUCCUCCUCCUCCUCCCCAGAGGUGGACAGCACCUCCCUGGAGUAUCUGCCCAGGAACAGCACCACCAUCUUCAGCAGCUUACGAAGGAAAAGCAAGAAGAGGAAGAAGAAGAAAGACGCCCGCAGGCACACCGUCCAGAGAAUCAUGGGUGUGGAACCUUCAGAGGAGGCAUCUUCUCCACCAGAACAUGAGCCUCUCACAUACAACAUGCAUACCUGGCCUCUGAAGGACAAGAAGAAGAGAAAGAACGAGAGGAGGUCUGACCGUAAAGACCCUCAGCUCAUGGACUAUGUGAAGAACCCCCUGGUGAAGGACAUUGAUGCUGAAUGCUUAGGAGGACUCACUUCUCCUGAUCCAUGCGUGACUGUGGAACAGUCCACCUCAGGUCAUGUGAAGAACCACUGCAGGUUCCUCUCGCUGGGUUCUGUGCUGAGUUUUGACCUGCCUAAGGACAUGAGCCUCAUCCCAUGUAUUCAAGACAUCAUCACCAUCGGUCCAGCUGAUUCCAGGAAAGCAGCCUCCCAAGACCAGGACUCUCAUCCAGAGCACACUACGGCUCUAAGCACCUUCAAACUGGCUCGCUCACAACCCACACACAAACAUGGAGACCCCAAACCCGCACCUCCUGGGGAGAUAUCCCUCAAGAUCGACUGCCAGAACAAUCAGAAGAUCCAUAUAGAUGCCGUUUCCGUUUAUCAUAAUGAUGUUCCUCCUGCUCCUCCUCCAGCUGAGGACGUCCUAUUUGAGGAAAGUCAAACCUCUUCUCUUAGUGAUCCAACCAGCAUCAGGCUUCACGGAGAAGCGAGCCUUGGGUGGGAUCAAAUGGCAGCCCACCUGGGCAGCAGUGAUCACCAGCCUCCAACUUCAAUCCAGGAAAGUCCAGAGCAGAACCAAGAGAGUAUCUCAGCCCCAAAUCAUCACCAGACGUCUUCUACAGCUGAGGAACACAUAUGCCCCAGCGUCCACACUCUGAUCCAGGACCUUCAUGGCCAUCUCUACCAUAAAGCCAAGCCCACAUGCUCUCAACCAAGCAGAGAAAGUCCUGGGGCCACCCAGAGCCACGCGUCCCACGUCGUCUUAAACUUCAAAGCCAAUGGAAGAGAAGACUCCGUGGAUUCCGGCCACUCAAGCUCUGGUAGCUUCAAGCUGUGCAUGGAGCCCCCAUAUGUGGACACCUCUGAAUACCCAGCACCCAGGAGAACUUUGGGGAAGCUAUCAUCUCUGGAAGUAGAAGAGCCUCACAGGAACGUGGAGCCCACUAACUCACCAGUAGAUGACCCUGUCCACCCUGACCACCAGCAGUUUGAGCAGGAAGAGGAGGAGCUGGAGGACAUUUGGAACCAGACUAACGGCUAUCGCCAGAGCAUCUGCUCGGACAUCAUGUACCAGACUGAGCCCGCCGGCUCUUCUCCAGACCAGCAAAGGGACCCCUCACCUAAAGAGCAAGCCGUACUGGUCAGAAAGAUGAUCACCGCCUCUGCUCCCAACCUUCUAGUAGCUGAGUUCAGACUUCCAUCCUCCAUUCACAACCUGGUGGGUCACAGGAAGGACUGGAGCCCCAAGGAGGACGCUCGUAUCUUAUCUAAUGGAGAGAGAAGGUCCUGGGGCGCAUUCCCUCAACAGGAGCAGGCGUCCAGCGAGGCAGUGGUGGUCAAUGAAACGGCCUCAGAACCUGUGAAAAUUCCAGAGCUUAAGGAUCAUCAAAACUAUAUCUACCAGUAUAGAGAGGAGGAGGAGGAGGAGGAGGAGGAGGAAGGUGAUAAAGGGGGUAUGAAGGAUCAGUCCAUGAGCCUUUUGUCUGUUCAUAUGGGCCUGGACGGGGAUGCCCAGGUACCCAACCACAACACUGGGGUGCAGACCGCCUCCAGCCCCAUGAGCUCCAGGCGAGAGUUCCCGUCUAUGGAGGGGACACUAGAGAGGAAGCACAGACUGCUGCUGGGGGGGAGGAGAGCGCCGUGCAGGGCGUGGAGCUCAUACCACGCUGUCCUGUACAGACAGACGCUGUGUUUCUACCAGGACAGAAAAGACACCAUGAGGAGCUCUGUGACAAGCCUGCCGCUGAACCUAACCGGUGCCGAAUGUGUCCCAGCACCAGAGUACAGCAAGAAACCCAACUGCUUCAGCCUGAGGCUGCGUGACGGAUCCGAGUACCUUCUAAGUGCCUCCUCUCGCUUCAUGAUGAAGAAGUGGAUGCUGAGAAUCCAGGCCAACGCUGAGUCCAGUGAGUCCAGUGAAGCUAAUAUAACCACAACGUACGGGUCCACGGCACAGGCCACGUUCCCCAGGGGUUCCUCAUCAUCUGCUGGCUGUCAGUGCAGAGCUGCGUGCCAGUGCUCCACGAAGGGAGACGGUCACUGGGCUCUCCAGAGCCGCAGUCAGUCGGUCAGCUCGGCCAGAACCAAAGAGAUUGUGGUCCUCGCCGGAGAUGCCUCGCACAUCUCUCAGUGGCGUUGUGGGAGUCCGGAGGAGCUUUCGCCCACCUUAACUUCAGCCGCAGGACAGUGUGAGUCCCCAGGCGUUCUGCUGGAACAGAGGUUCCACUCUCAAAGCCCCAGAGCUCCGUCCUCCUCUGUCUCCCCCAGCCAGGACUGCAAGAGACGCUCCCACUCCUUCACCUCAGCAACGUACCAGCGGAUCAAGCCGUGCGCAGCGCCCCCUGCAGGCAGCAGCCAGAACAGCGGCUCCAGCUACUCUGUGACUGUGUUCAUAGGCGAGGGGGAGAGGCCGUCGGUGUGCAGCAGUGCGGUUCUCUCUCAGCCCAACAGCUGCAGACAGCAGUCCAUCUCCGAGCUGCCUCUCCGGGGCUACGCCAGCCUCCCCCGCAAAUCCGUCUUCAGGAAGUUCUUCGGGAAGAAGGAGUAACCGGGCCCUCGGUGACGCAGCAGGCUAACACGUCACUGACUGUCUACAUGUGCAGGACACAACUGAGACGCUUAAUUAUGAUUCUGAUAUUUAUGGUGAGGAGAGUGAGGAGCUUUUACAGAGUCGCUGAGGAAUGAGGACAAUUAAUGGUUUGGAGCAAAGACUUUCACCUGACUUUACUGAAAGAGCAGAUAUAUAUACUAUAUACUUAAAAAAGAUGGUUCUUCAAGGGUUCUUUAGUGAGGAAAAUGGUUCUAUAUAGAGCUAUAAACACUUAAAGAACCUUUGCAUGGUGAAAAAGUUCUUCAGAUUGAUGGAAAGUGGGUUUAAUAUGGUUCUAUAUAGCAUCUAAAAGAACCAUUUUACAAUGCAAAGAGUGCUUUAGUCACGCAAAGAGUCCUUUGAGUGUUCACAGUUCUAGAGAGAACCAUUGUCUUUACUAAAGUACCCUUGAAAAACCAUCAUUUUUAAGAAUGUACACCACUAAAAUGAUAUAUUGGGAAGAGCAAUCAUCUUAAAUCUAGUCUAUAUAUCUAAUAUUUCUAAUUGUGAGAUGGUUGUAGGAACAUAAUGACUGUAUAAGUAAAAUAUUAUUGAAAAUAUAAUCCGUCUUAAUGAACAUGUUUCUAGCACUGUGACUCUGACUCUGCUUCAUAAGCUGGGUUCUGAUUCAUGGCAGGAAACUUAGUGAUAAUUUACAGGAUUUGUUCAUUCAGAGUGACAAAGCAUGACUGAUGUGUGAAUUAUAUUCCAAUUUAUGUGUUUUUUAUCUCAAAAAUAUUUCCGUCUUUGUGAGAUCACAUACUUUACAUAUUAACUAAACGCAUCAGCAGCUCUCAGAUCACGCCAAAGCAGAUUAAACAGCAGAAGCGGCCUUUUCUGCAUCUGUCCUAAAAGCCUGUUCUAGAUCACUGUAUCAGUACCGGCACAGUUCUGUCUAAUCGGUCACUUCUGGGUUUUAAACAUCAGUUUUAUGCAUCAAAUCGUCCAGCAGUGCAGAGAUGCAGUAAACCGGAGAGCUUAGAAUCUCAGGAUUCGACUCCCACGAACCGUUUUAUGAUCCGUUAUUCACAGCAGUGACGAUCGUCUCGUUAACAGCAUCAGCGCCGAACGAUCAAACACUAUCAGAUCUGAGUGUCGUCACCUUCAGAGCCUCUCCGCCUCCACAGAGACACCAUCAUCCAGAACAUGAGGUCUGAUAACACGGCAAGAGUCAGAGAUCAGUUCAGAGAUCUGAGUCAGGAGGAAAUAAACUCCUCCGUUACAGACUCUGUUACUCUGAGUCGGUGACUCAGUUAUUCUGAUGGUGGACAGUGUUUCCUUUCAAAUGAGACCAACAUCACGACUGUAGCCCAGAGUAUGAGGGAACAGCGCCCCCUUUACUUUGGGUACGCCAUUUCAGGCAGCAAUGGGACCACAGUUAACAGGUUAACUUAGUUCUAGACGUUUCUGCUUGUUUUAAGUCUUUUUACUUGCUUGCAGACAAUUUUGCUUGUUGUAAGAAAUAAAGAGUUUUGUUGCAAAACGUAUUAUAGAUCAACAUAAAACAUAUUUUGGUCAUGAUGUACCUUAUUAGGAGUGGGCUUCACAUAUCUAAGAAAUAUCAAUGCUGUAUUAUUAUUAGUACCAAUUUUAUUAGAGAAAUAAAAGGCGUUUACUUUUAUAUAUCAGCUGAUAUUCUCCUCACAAACGCAUAGUAUCUAAAAUUAUAAUUAAAUCCCCUUAAAAAGUACUUAAAACAUGCGUGAAACAUCUAACAAUAAGAUAAUAUAAUUUACCAGCUAUCUCAAUAAUAAAACCAUCUCAGAAUGUGAAAUGUUAGAUAUUUAGAGCAGACUGAAGAUGUCUGAGGUGUCAUUUUUGCAGUGUACUGCUGUGCAGCCUGUCUUAAAGCAGGUUAAAUGUGUUACUGUGGUUUACUUUGACAUUUUUCAGCGUUUUGUCUCGGAUGACGGCCACUUUCUUCCUCCUCUCUGAUCUCCUUGUUGAAGUUUGUUGUGUAGUUUGAUAUUCGUGUGGAUUGCAGUUUAUUUCCAUGAUUAUCUCAGUCUUUCCAGCCUUUCCAGCGUCCACUGGUUUGGUUCUUGUGUGUAGGGUCCAAAAUAUUGUUUUCACACAAACUUUUGAAUGUGUUUUUGUACAUUUUGAACUUUGAACACUGUAUGCAAAUGAACAUUCACUGUCUGGUUCUUCUGAAACGGAAGCACCUUUUUUAAGUUUGAUAUGGUCUUUAUACUGCUUGGAUAGAGCAUCGCACACAAUGUUGGAACGUACACACUCAGUGUGAUGUAAACGCCUUAAUACACAACGUUUGUGAUGGC
This is a messenger RNA of Colossoma macropomum (tambaqui), 9342 nucleotides long. RefSeq names its product spectrin beta chain, erythrocytic. The transcript is spliced from 33 exons. Gene Ontology annotation, cellular component: cortical actin cytoskeleton; plasma membrane; cell junction. Gene Ontology annotation, biological process: muscle cell development; actin cytoskeleton organization. The coding region runs from base 128 to 7021 and encodes 2297 amino acids. Lineage: Eukaryota; Metazoa; Chordata; Actinopteri; Characiformes; Serrasalmidae. The record is from RefSeq and is a predicted model, not a curated record. Gene Ontology annotation, molecular function: actin filament binding; phospholipid binding.